AGGCAAUGUGCGUAAUUUAAUUGAAAACUGUAGGGGCAGUUUCGGUUGUUGAUGAUGCUCAGCUCACAAGCUGACGGCAACCGCCACCUUUCCUUCCUUCUUCGCCGCUCCUGGAUUCUUAUAGUACAGUUACGAUCAGAGGGAGAGAGAGAUAUUCCGAGUGAGUGCCCCGGAGGAAAGUUUGAGAGAGGUUGCGCUUGCGCAUGCUAGCUAGAGGUACAAAAUGGUGAUGCCGGAGUCGUCUGAAGGUCACCGUACGGCUUCUCGGCGAGCAAAUCGACCGCUUGUCGGACCUAGGGUUCCACUGAGACGGUUACUAAGAGUCGCAUCUAUCGCAUGUGGAAUUCAAUUCGGUUGGGCUUUGCAGCUCUCUCUUCUCACUCCUUAUAUUCAAGAGCUUGGUAUUCCUCACGCCUGGUCUAGUCUUAUAUGGCUCUGUGGACCGAUUUCUGGUCUCUUUGUUCAACCGCUCGUUGGUCAUAUGAGCGAUCACUGCACCAGCCGAUACGGUCGUCGGAGGCCGUUCAUCGUCGCUGGAGCGCUUUCUAUAGUACUCGCUGUUUUGGUUAUUGGUCACUCUGCAGACCUUGGUUGGUGGAUUGGUGACAGAGGUGAUGUUAGGCCUCGUGCGAUUGUAUUCUUUGUGGUUGGCUUUUGGAUUCUCGAUGUAGCUAACAACGUCUCCCAAGGUCCUUGUAGAGCUCUGCUUGCUGAUCUUACCGGAAAGGAUCAUCGAAGGAAUCGAGUGGCAAAUGCUUAUUUUUCUCUAUUUAUUGCUGUUGGUAAUAUUUUUGGAUAUGCAACUGGAUCUGUUAGUGGCUUGUACAAGAUCUUCCCAUUUACUCUCACCUCUGCAUGUUCUGUUAAUUGUGCAAAUCUCAAGUCAGCUUUCUUGAUUGAUAUCGUGUUCAUUGCAAUUACAACAUAUUUGAGUGUAUCGGCAGCUCAAGAGAUACCUCUAGUUUCAAACGACAGGUCCUCCCUGGUUGUAGAAGAAAGUAUGGGGGAGUCAGGUCAUGCUUCAGAAGCAUUUUUCUGGGACUUGUUUCACACUUUUAGACACUUCUCUGGUUAUAUAUGGGUAAUUUUGCUUGUCACUUCCCUGACAUGGAUAGCAUGGUUUCCAUUUAUUCUCUUUGAUACUGAUUGGAUGGGUAGAGAGAUUUAUGGUGGCAAGCCAAAUGAAGGACAGACUUAUAGUUCGGGAGUCAGAAUGGGAGCAUUUGGUCUGUUGUGUAACUCUGUUGUCCUCGGAAUAACUUCACUACUUAUGGAGAAGCUGUGCAGAAAGUGGGGUGCUGGUUUCAUAUGGGGAAUCUCUAAUAUUUUUAUGGGUAUAUGUUUUCUUACUAUCCUGGUUGUUACGUAUGUGGCAAACAAUAUGGGCUAUAUAGGUCACGAUCUCCCACCAAAUAGUAUUGUAUCAGCUGCAUUGAUUAUCUUUGCUCUUCUUGGCGCCCCUUUGGCAAUUACUUACAGUGUUCCAUAUGCCAUGAUCUCCUCACGCGCUGAAUCUUUACAACUUGGUCAAGGUGAGAUUCAUGUUAUUUUCUUCAAAUGGAAGACUAGAGGGCUGCUUAUUGUGGAGUUGCUUCUUGCAGGUUUGUCUGCGGGUGUCUUGAACUUAGCAAUAGUUUUCCCACAGGUUGUGGUGUCCCUGGGAAGUGGACCAUGGGAUCAGCUGUUUGGUGGUGGAAACUCUCCAGCUUUUGCUGUGGCAGCACUUGCAGCCUUUGCAAGUGGACUCAUUGCCAUCUUGGCUCUUCCUCGGUCUGGUGCUCAGAACCCCAGAAACCUCACAUGAGAGAGUUCUGCUGUUUGAUACUUACCCUUCACCUACAUCAACUGAUAGAGCCAAAGACACAUGGGAUCUGACAUGGGGUUGUGUUAUGAGUUUCAGAGAAGUAAUAUCUUAUACAAAGGAAACAAAUGAAAAACUGGUCCUUUUGUGCAGCUGCUGCUCAGAGUGAUAAAGAGAAGUUUCUGGCUUGUUGAUGAUGGUAGGGCUGUGUGCCUCAGCUAAGGACACAGUCCCCCCAACUUCUCUUCCCUCUAUAGAGACAGCCUCAUCUGUGUUGGGAGAAAAGGGAUACAUAUUUAAUGCUUUUAAUUGGUUCACCUAAAUCUGUGUGUUCCCUUUCUCCCAUCUGCUCCUUCUUCACACAGCCAUUCCACUGUCACCUUCCCCAUUAACAUACAUACUCUCUUCUCUUAUCAGGUGGUCCCAUUCUUAAUACACAGCAGCAACAGCAGCAACAGCAGCAUUACCCAUGAAGAAUCCUCUUCUCUUUUUUAAUCAUCUAUAACCAAAUAAGAUGACAAACUCUUCUUGAGGGUUCUUUUUUUCUUCCUUUUUUUGCAUUUUCAAGUAUCCUCCUUGUGAUGAUGGAUUUUGACCCCUCCCUCCCUUCUCAAAAAUCCACUCCUAAUCUCCUCUCUUCGGUUGUUUUUAUUGUUAUUAGGCUAUAAUUCUUCCUCCUCCUCCUAAGCCCAAAGGUUUUACCCACCUGGAAUAACAACAACAAUAAUAAUAGGUCCAAAUCAACUAAUGGGGUAGAGAUGUUAGCCCAUUUCAAGUCUGGAUUCCUGCAAGAAAAAUACAGGAGGGAAAGAGAAGUAAAGAGGUGUUCCAUCCAUUGUAAAUUGUGAUCAUCUCAUGGCCCCCACCUUUUUUUGAUCGUUAGUCUAAAAUAGUAUUGUAAUUAUUGAUUGGAAUGAUGUUAUUAGGGGUUUAAUUUGUCACAAAAUCUCCAAGAGGGGAUCACAAAAUCUUAACAAUCCUAUUCCACUUCCAAAGGGGCUUAAAAACAAUCUCCACCCCCCACACCAUAAGUGUAUGUAGAUAUAUAUAUAUAAUAUAAUAAUAUUAUUAUUAUUAUUAUUCCUUCCCAA
Messenger RNA from Cucumis sativus (cucumber), 2892 nucleotides. RefSeq names its product sucrose transport protein SUC4 (gene SUT4). The coding region runs from base 224 to 1804 and encodes 526 amino acids. Gene Ontology annotation, molecular function: sucrose:proton symporter activity. Gene Ontology annotation, biological process: sucrose transport. Gene Ontology annotation, cellular component: vacuole; plasma membrane. The transcript has 5 exons. The record is from RefSeq and is a predicted model, not a curated record. NCBI's taxonomy places the organism in Eukaryota, Viridiplantae, Streptophyta, Magnoliopsida, Cucurbitales, Cucurbitaceae.